AUGACUAUUGAAGAAGCAACAAGACUGGCAAAAAAGAUUUAUCACACAGCAGAAAUUACGAUAGAUUUUAAAAGAUAUAGUCUAGUCGAUACGAUUGGUAUUCCAGAAUCUAGCACAUCAGAUGUAAUCUGGAAUAAAUUAAAAAAGAUUGAAAAUAAAUCAUCUGAAGGAGUAGUCGCAUAUAUUUUUGUAUUAGAAGGAGGAAGAUUAACACAACAUGAACUUUUAUUUAUUUCUAAAUUAUUCACGAGAUAUCCAAAUACACGUAUAAUAGUAGUAUUCACAAAAGUACGUAAAUCGUUAAUAUUAUCGCGUAUGGAAAUGGAAAAAACCUUUAACACACAAAUAUCAACAUUAUUAUAUGGUAUAAAAAAUCGAUGGAUCGUAAUGCCGAGUCUAGAUUUAUUUGGUAAUAAUGAUCAGGGUAAAAUUGUAAUUAAAGAUUUUGUUGAUGAGUUGAAAAAAAAGAUUAUGGAAGUAAGAGAUAAUGAAAAUGUAAGAAAAGAAGAGGUUAACAACCCUAAUGCACGUGGAGAAACUCCCGCAAAAUUCGGACGCAGAGAGAAGAUUUUUUACGCAAGUUCUUGUGCAUGUGUUGUUGUUGUUAUUUUUAUAGUAGUAAUUCUAACCCAUCGCAAAAGUUAA
Funneliformis caledonium is the source of this 645-nucleotide messenger RNA. NCBI's taxonomy places the organism in Eukaryota, Fungi, Glomeromycota, Glomeromycetes, Glomerales, Glomeraceae. The record is from the annotation of a GenBank genome assembly.